Tachysurus fulvidraco (yellow catfish) is the source of this 1100-nucleotide messenger RNA. It is a transcript of the gene ngdn, whose product is annotated as neuroguidin, EIF4E binding protein. Lineage: Eukaryota; Metazoa; Chordata; Actinopteri; Siluriformes; Bagridae. Gene Ontology annotation, biological process: maturation of SSU-rRNA from tricistronic rRNA transcript (SSU-rRNA, 5.8S rRNA, LSU-rRNA). The transcript is spliced from 11 exons. The coding region runs from base 72 to 1046 and encodes 324 amino acids. Gene Ontology annotation, cellular component: nucleolus; small-subunit processome. The record is from RefSeq and is a predicted model, not a curated record.
AACCAGUUAUCGCGCGUAGUAAAAUCACUCUGAAAGAAACGUGUGUCCCAAUAUGCUUGCCGUAGUUCAAGAUGGCGGCGCUCGGCGUACACAAUGAGGUGAUUGAGGAGGAUCUGCCUAAAGCAGUGCAACUACUCAACACGCUCACACAACAGGUUGCGUUUGUUACGAGCCACAUUCGAGACUUGAUAAAGAAAAUCCAGAAUAAAACAUACCCCACUUCUAAGGGUUUGUCCUUUUUGGACCUGCGAUACCACUUGCUGUUAUUUUACCUGCAGGAUGUUGUGCAUGUGAUGAGUGUUAAAGCAGAUGGUCAAAGUUUGAAGGACAACGGCGCCAUCCACAGGCUGGUCACCAUAAGAACGGUUCUCGAGAAGAUGCGUCCCAUCGAUCAAAAGCUGAAAUAUCAGAUCGAUAAAUUAGUGCGCACUGCUGUGACAGGCAGUCUGGCCGAAAACGAUCCUUUACACUUCCGUCCGAAUCCUGAGAAUCUGGUCAGCAAGCUCGAUCAGUUUGCGGAGUCCGACGACGACGACGACGAUGAUGAUGUUGAUAAGGGAAGUAAAAAAGAACCUGGGAAAAAGCCGGCCCCCAAACCCAGGAAAUAUGUCCCACCAAAGAUCGCACCAAUGCAUUAUGAUGGUGAUUUGACGGAGGCUGAUAGGCAGAAGGAGCUGGUCGAUAAACGCAGGAAGUUGGCGUUCCGCAGUUCAGUGAUCGGGGAGCUCCGGCAGCAGUACAGCGACGCACCAGAGGAAAUCCGCGAGCGCCAAGACUUCCAGACAGAGCGAGACAUUCGAGAAGAACAGCACAGGAAAAACUAUGAGGAAUCCAUGAUGGUACGUCUAAGUGUGUCAAAAGAUCAGAAGGCUAAGAAGAGACGCAUGAUGGGAAUGUCCUCACAGCUGAAGAGCAUCACACACUUCGGUGACAUCACAGCACUGACAGGCGGAGAGGCACCGGAUUUGGAUAAUCCCAGACCCAAAAAAAAGAAGAAACUGCUAAAGAAGAAAAACAAAAAGAAGAUGUUCAAGAAACGCAAGUAGAUGUAUUCUACAGCUGUAUACAAAAUUAAAAUAAAAUUACAAUCAACCCCUUUA